AUGAGUCUCCUCGGCAGAAAAUGGCCUGCGCCAAUCAUGAAGCCCAUGUGGCCCUUCUACAUCAGCGGCGUCGUCAUCCUCUACGGAGUGAACAGCAUGGCAACCGCGAUGGCCAACACUGACGAACACCGAAACGACCCGCGAAACCACAUCGUUCGGAACAAGACGCAAGCCGCCCAUUAA
This is a messenger RNA of Eremomyces bilateralis CBS 781.70, 183 nucleotides long. RefSeq lists its product as uncharacterized. Bases 1 to 183 code for a protein of 60 amino acids. Gene Ontology annotation, molecular function: proton transmembrane transporter activity. The record is from RefSeq and is a predicted model, not a curated record. The transcript is spliced from 4 exons. Lineage: Eukaryota; Fungi; Ascomycota; Dothideomycetes; Eremomycetales; Eremomycetaceae. Gene Ontology annotation, biological process: proton motive force-driven ATP synthesis.